AUGUCCGAGACCUACACUGUUGCCGACGUGCAGAAGCACAAGACAGAGGCCGACGGCAUGUGGUUGAUUGUCGAGAACAACGUCUAUGACAUUACUAAGUUCCUCCCCGAGCACCCCGGCGGCGACCGCAUCCUGAAGCGAUUCGCUGGCAAGAAUGCCACCAAGGCCUUCUGGAAGUACCACUCCGAGAGCGUGCUGAAGAAGUAUGGCGACAAGUACAAGAUUGGCACCGUCGCCGAGGCGCCCAAGCUGUAA
Metarhizium acridum CQMa 102 is the source of this 255-nucleotide messenger RNA. RefSeq lists its product as uncharacterized. Gene Ontology annotation, molecular function: heme binding. NCBI's taxonomy places the organism in Eukaryota, Fungi, Ascomycota, Sordariomycetes, Hypocreales, Clavicipitaceae. Gene Ontology annotation, cellular component: membrane; intracellular membrane-bounded organelle. The record is from RefSeq and is a predicted model, not a curated record.